GCUCUGUCUCUCUGAAUUUUCACGUAAACCUCCACUUUCUAAAAGACUACCGAUUAUAUAAAUACCCACGUAAACUUUACGAUGCUCUAUAGCCUCCUCAGUCCUCAGGUCUAUCACACUAUUCACAAGUGGUCUCUAGCCUUUUCAACGCUCCAUUUUGAUCUCUCUCUUCCCUACUACUAUCAACAAACAGUGAAAUGAAGCCUACCCUUUCAACUUUGCUACUUGUUUCAAUGCUUCUGAGCUCCUCUUUCCUUCAGUUCGCCAUGGCUGAUCCCACCACCAUGGCUGCUGCUCCAAUUCCAAGUUUUUGCGACUCCAAAUGCGGCGCGAGGUGCGCAAAUGCGGGAGUGAAGGACCGGUGCUUGAGAUACUGUGGAAUCUGCUGUCAACAGUGCAAGUGUGUUCCUCCAGGGACAUACGGAAACAAGUCUGAAUGCCCCUGCUACAGAGACAUGUUGAACUCCAAGGGCCAGUCUAAAUGCCCUUGAUUGCUUUCAUCACUUAUGCAUUGGUUUUUGUACUACUUGGCAGCUUUGGUUGGCAUUAUGUAUGCACUUUUCUUGCUUUGCUUCUAUGCAAUUCACAUUUAUUAAAACUCA
Molecule: messenger RNA, 602 nt
Organism: Alnus glutinosa
Lineage: Eukaryota; Viridiplantae; Streptophyta; Magnoliopsida; Fagales; Betulaceae
Product: peamaclein-like
Exons: 2
Coding region: 198-491 (97 amino acids)
Source: RefSeq, a predicted model, not a curated record